This is a messenger RNA of Penicillium digitatum Pd1, 252 nucleotides long. The record is from RefSeq and is a predicted model, not a curated record. Lineage: Eukaryota; Fungi; Ascomycota; Eurotiomycetes; Eurotiales; Aspergillaceae.
AUGACCGUCCCAGAGAUCGUAAAUAGCUUCCUCCGAGGUCCAGCCCCAAAUGCAACCCUCCACAAAUUCGAUUUCGAGCACACAUUCCCACCAGUACCCGAAUACAUAGGCUACUUCGCUGCUGCUAUAGUGGACAACGGCAUGACCGAAGCCGAAUGUAAAGAGAUCGUCCGUCUAGCGGAAGAAUCAACAAGAAGUCAACUUCCAGACUCAACCCUCUCGCCCCCUCCCCCACAUAGGAAUAAGCGAUAG